GUCAUUAGAAGAGGCGUAACACGCCAGUCCCUACCCAGGUUUGUUUCCUGGAGUGGGUGUAAGACAUCAGUUGUAAACCUGCCCUUGCAGGAGCAGCGGUCCCUCCCUCCUCCCAACUAUUUCUGAGGCUUUUAUUUCUAAGGCUUUAUUAUCACACCGGUGGAACAGGAUCCGCGCGCGCCGCCGCUCCGCUAUCCCUCCUCAGCAGCCCGCGAGACGCCUCUGUGGACACAAAAAAACCCCAAAACCCGAAAAAAAGGAAACCAAGAGAAUUGACUAAAAAACAAAUUGGAAAAAAAUAAAAAAGAAACAGACGCUGAAACCAAGGGAGUCCAUGAGAGCUGCCAUCUGAUCCACGAGCUCCCCUCCCCACCCCCCCUUCGCCCCCCAACCCACCUCCCCCCGCUCCCUCCCCUCCACACUUAUCAAUGAAGCAGGAGAUCAUGGCGGAUGGCCCCAGGUGUAAGAGGCGAAAACAAGCGAAUCCGAGGCGGAAAAACGCAGCUCUCAACUACGAGAAUGUGGUGGAGACGGGCUCGGAGACCGAGGAGGAGGACAAGCUGCCCGUGUCCGAGGAGGAGCCACUGAUCAACGGCGCGGGCAGCCCCGCCAGCCUCACCAACCCGGAGGCGUCGCCGCACGCCGAGGGCCACGGCCUGCUGACGAAGGACGAGGAGGACGACGAGAUGCGGGACAGCGGCGUGGAGCACAUCUGGCAGGACAACGACAUGCUGAGUGCCUCGGUCGACGGUACCGAUGAAAUGAAAUACGACUUUGACUCCCUGGGGCCUGAGGCCACUUUGCAGGGAGUUGGAAACGGUACAGUCAAGAGCAUGGAUUGCACUUCUGAGUUGGAGGACUUCUUUGCCAAAAGGAAGCUGGACGACGGUGACAGCCACGUAGUGAGCAUCGCCGAGUGCCUGCGGCGUGGAGACACCGCCAUCAUCUACCCGGAAGCUCCGGAGGAGCUGAGCCGCCUGGGAACGCCGGAGGCCACGGGACCAGAGGAGAAUGACCUGCCACCUGGAACGCCAGAUGCUUUCGCCCAACUGUUGACCUGCCCCUACUGCGACCGAGGCUACAAGCGCUUGACAUCGCUGAAGGAGCACAUCAAGUACCGCCAUGAGAAGAACGAGGAAAACUUCGCCUGCCCCCUGUGCAACUACACGUUCGCGUACCGCACCCAGCUGGAGCGGCACAUGGCCACGCACAAGCCUGCCAGGGACCAGCACCAAAUGCUCAACCAAGAGGCAGGAAACCGCAAGUUCAAGUGUGCCGAGUGCGGCAAGGCCUUCAAGUACAAGCACCAUCUGAAGGAGCACCUCCGGAUCCAUAGCGGCGAAAAACCGUACGAGUGCCCCAACUGCAAGAAGCGUUUCUCCCACUCGGGCUCCUACAGCUCCCACAUCAGCAGCAAGAAGUGCAUCGGCUUGAUCGCCGUCAACGGUCGCAUGCGCAACAGCAUGAAGCCAGGCUCCUCCCCUACCUCUGCAUCGGCCUCGCCCACCAAUACUGCCAUCACCCAGCUGCGGCAGAAGCUCGAGAACGGCAAGCCGCUGGGCCUCGCCGACCACAACAACCACCUGAACAUUAAGACGGAACCGCUGGACUUCAAUGACUAUAAGCUGAUGAUGGCGUCCCAUGGGUUUGGCGCGCCCGGAACAUUCCUGAAUGGAGUAGGAGGGAGCAGCCCACUAGGGGUUCACCACAGCUCGACAGGUCAGAGCCCUUUGCAGCACCUAGGGUUGGCUGGACUCGACCCGCAGCUUCUAGGCUACCCAGGUUCGCUAGGGAACAACCUGAGUGAGGUCCAGAAGGUUCUCCAAAUAGUUGACAACACUGUGUGCAGGCAGAAAAUGGACUGCAAGCCGGAGGAGCUCUCCAAGCUCAAGGCUUACAUGAAAGAACUGGGAAACCAGGCGGAGGAGCAGAAGCAGGCGAUGAAUUCUCCAGGGGGGCCUCAGGUCGGUCUUCCACUCGUCAAUCACAAUGGCGCCACCAAAAGCAUUAUCGACUACACGCUAGAAAAAGUGAACGAAGCCAAAGCUUGCCUCCAGAGCUUGACAACAGACUCAAAGAGACAGAUUAGCAAUAUCAAACGAGAGAAAGCCAACCACAUGCUUGACGGAGGUAUGGAUGAGAAAGUGCCAGAGAACAUGUUUACACCUUAUGCUUGUCAGUAUUGCAAGGAAACCUUCCCCGGGCCAAUACCGCUGCACCAACACGAACGCUACCUGUGCAAAAUGAACGAGGAGAUCAAGGCCGUGUUGCAGCCCAGCGAGAACAUGAUGCCCAACAAACCGCCGAUGUUCAUGGAGAAAAACAACCACUUAUCGUCCUCCAUGUUGUCAGAGAAGGGACUCACUGGCCCCCUCAACCCUUACAGGGACCACAUGUCCGUGUUGAAGGCAUAUUUUGCUAUGAACAUGGAGCCCAACUCAGAGGAGCUGCUCAAAAUUUCCAUAGCGGUUGGCCUUCCUCAGAUAUUCGUCAAGGAGUGGUUCGAGCAGCGAAAGAUGUACGAAUACAGCACUACCCGAAGCCCACCACUGGAGCACAGGAACACCACGGACAUGGUUGUCGGAACAAAUAACCACUCCCCACCUAAAGACUCUUUGGCAGCUAGGUCACCUGUGUCUCUCAUGAAGCAUGUUGACCACAUCACAUCGUCCUCCAUCGCGGAGCACCAAAACAACUGUGACAACCCCCUGAGACAUUUGAAGAACCACCAGUUUGGCGGCAGCGCCAAGGCUGCGGGCGAAAAGUUGGACCACUCCCGUAGCAACACCCCUUCUCCUCUUAAUCUGUCCUCCGCAUCUUCCAAAAACUCCCACAGCAGCUCCUACACCCCCAACAGCUUGACUUCAGAGGACCUGCAGGCCGAACCGCUUGACCUCUCCCUGCCGAGACUCAUGAAGGAGCCCAAGCAUGCACUGACGGUCAAAAGCAGACCUAAAGCCAACAGUAUUACCAUCGACCAUAACAGCAUCCCCUCCCCACGAGAGCACUUCGAAGAGCCUUUGAACUUGGCCUAUCUCAAGAAGGAAUUCUCCGGCUCGACCAAUGAUAGAAACAUUGAAAAAAGCACUAGCCCCAUCUUUGGCAUUAACCCCUUUGCUGCCAAACCUUUAUACACGUCACUUCCACCUCAAAGCGCUUUCCCGCCCACCACAUUCAUGCCCCCAAUGCAGGCCAGCAUACCAGGUCUUAGGCCCUACCCGGGCAUGGAUCAAAUGGGCUUCCUUCCGCACAUGGCUUACACUUACGCGGCGGGGGCAGCCACCUUUGCCGAGAUGCAGCAGAGGAGAAAGUACCAGCGGAAACCAGGUUUCCAGGGGGACCUGCUCGACGGUACACCCGAUUACUUGUCAGGGCUGGACGACAUGACAGACCCCGACUCCUGUCUGUCGCGGAAGAAGAUUAAGAAGACUGAAAGUGGUAUGUACGCGUGUGACUUGUGCGACAAAACAUUCCAGAAGAGCAGUUCCCUUCUAAGACACAAAUAUGAACACACAGGGAAGAGGCCGCACCAGUGCCAGAUCUGCAAGAAGGCCUUCAAACACAAGCACCAUCUCAUCGAGCACUCCCGGCUGCACUCUGGCGAGAAGCCGUACCAGUGCGACAAGUGCGGCAAGCGCUUCUCGCACUCGGGUUCCUACUCGCAGCACAUGAACCACCGCUACUCCUACUGCAAGCGGGAGGCGGAGGAGCGGGAGGCGGCCGAGCGGGAGGCGCGCGAGAAGGGCCACCUGGAGCCCACCGAGCUGCUCAUGAGCAGGGCGUACCUGCAGGGCAUGACUCCUCAGGGUUACCCGGAGCUGGCCGAGCGCGAGGCCAUCCUGCGGCACGACGGCGUGAACGGAGGGAUACGAGAGGGACACAAGGAAGUGGACGGAACGUAUGCAAAGAUUGCGCGGAGGGACGAGUUCGAGGAGGAGGAGGAGAGCAAGAGCAUGGACACGGACCCGGACACGUUGAGGGACGAGGAGGAGAACGGGGAGCACUCGAUGGACGAUAGCUCGCUGGACGGUAAAACGGAAACCAAAUCGGAUCACGAGGACGCCAUGGAGGAUCCCAUGUAAUCGGAGGAGAAGCUUCAAAUUUUUUUUUUUGAGUUUCUCUCUGGGUUUAAAACGCAACGUUUUAAGCUGCACGUGCCUGAAGCUUCCGGGAAGCUUCUCUUUGAGCGUCUCCUUGGGGGAGAACACUGUCAGGAGGGGUCGGUGGGGAAGGAUAAACAACAAAAAGAAAACAAAAACAGGGGGGGGAGGGGGCGUGGCUUUUAUGCAAACUGAACAACAUCCAUUUCAAAAAAUGUACAGUACUAAGGCCUAAAAAUAUGUGUGGUGCUAACCUCCUGAAAUAAACCCCCCCAUGUGAUCCAUAGUAUUUAUAGCACAACUAGUGACUUGUACAAAUUGCACUCCGCUUCUAUAAUCACGAACAAAAAUAAUAAAAAGUAUUUGCCUAUGUACAUAUUUAUACAGUGUUGGAAAAAGAGCAGUAGUGGCUGCACUGCGAUAUUACCUUUGUUAUCACCCGACUACCUACGGUGUUGUCUCGAGUUUUCCCGCCGAACGUCUCCAACCGCACUGUUUUAGGCCUCUUCAAUCAACUCCAAAUGAAGGAAUUUGAAACUGUGUGAUUUUUUUUUUUUUUUUUUUUUUAUGGGGAGGGAUGGGGGGGCGAGGUUUCCAAGAUGUUCGUUUUAAGGGAAAACUACGGUCUACGGACAGAAAAAAAAAAAGAAGAAAAAUGAAGGACGAAGCCUUUGUAAGGUGUUUUUUUUUUUUUUUUUUAAUAAGAAAAAAAAAAAAGAAGCCUUAUAUGCAAACCUUUUAACCUGUGUGUUUUCUGCAAGUGCCACCCUCGUAUUGUUGUAAAAGGAAGGUUUCAUUUGUAUUUUUAUUUUUUCUCUUUUGGUUCACCAGCUUCAGUAUUAUGAAAUGGUUCAGCACCCGUGUCAGUAUUAAGACUUAAUAGGCAGCAGUUCCUUAGUUUACAUUAUGUUGUGCAAUGUUUCGUCGGUUCUUUUAUUUGUCAGUAUUACACCAAACCAAUAUUUUUUUUUUUUUAAACAGCAUUCAUUUAUUUGUAGGAUGGAUUAAAAAAAAACAACCUUAUUUAUGUGGCCCAUUUUAUAUUUCCUAAUUUUAUUUAUUUCAUACUGUUGUGUACAGUACUAUAGUUCUUCAAUAUAUAGAUAUAUUUUAGUAAAAAGGAACAUGGUGUCGAUCAUAGGGGCAAAUUUUACGUAAAGAGAGCAUUUAUUGUGUUUCGAAACAUUGUGAAAUGCGAAGUUUAAUCUUAUUAUUAUUUUUUUUUUCGUUUUCUUUUCCAGUUACUGGGAAAUUCCAAAUUUGGGAACUUUUAUACAAUUGUGAAAACACUGUAUUUUCAACUGAAACAACAACAAAAAAAAAGAAUUCCACUUUCUUCAUCUUUGUUAUUCUUUUUUUUUUUUUUUUUAAGCUUAAAAAUAUUUACAAAAAAAAAGAAAAAAAAAUGAAGAGGGACUGUUACUUGCUAUGUAUGAUAUGACUGAAGAAGAAAUCUUUCCUGAAAUGUCUUUGUAAAAGUAUUAUUGAAUUCUUAAUUUGUAAUUUCUCUUGAAAAAUGACCCUGCUCGAAUAAAAGUAGCCAAAUUACAGAGUA
Molecule: messenger RNA, 5655 nt
Organism: Oryzias latipes (Japanese medaka)
Lineage: Eukaryota; Metazoa; Chordata; Actinopteri; Beloniformes; Adrianichthyidae
Gene: zeb2b
Product: zinc finger E-box binding homeobox 2b
Biological process (GO): regulation of transcription by RNA polymerase II; anatomical structure development
Molecular function (GO): DNA-binding transcription factor activity, RNA polymerase II-specific; RNA polymerase II cis-regulatory region sequence-specific DNA binding
Source: RefSeq, a predicted model, not a curated record